AUGCAAAAAAGAGGUUCAGGCUGAAUUGGCAAUGUAAUAUACACUAUAUUGCCAAAAGUAUUGGAACACCCCUCCAAAUCAUUGGAUUCAGGUGUUCCAAUCACCUCCAUGGCCACAGGCAUAGAAGAUCAAGCACCUAGGCAUGCAGACUGCUUCUACAAACAUAUGUGAAAGAAUGGGUCGCUUUCAGGAGCUCAGUGAAUUUAAGCGUGGUACCAAGAUAGGUUGCCACCUGUGCAAUAAGUCCAUCCUUGAAAUUUACUUGCUACUAAAUAUUCCACAGUCAACUGUUAGUGGUAUUAUAACAAAGUGGAAGCAACUGGUAACAACAGAAAUUCAGCCACGAAGUGGUAGGCCACGUAAAAUGACAGAGCGGGGUCAGCACGUGCAAAGCGCACAUUGUGCAGAAGUCACCAACUGUCUGCAGAGUCAAUAGCUAAAGACCUCCAAACUUUGUGUGGCCUUCAGAAUAGCACAUCAGUGCAUAGAGAGCUUCAUGGAAUGGGUUUCCAUGGCCAAGCAGCUGCAUCCAAG
Staurois parvus is the source of this 534-nucleotide messenger RNA. The record is from the annotation of a GenBank genome assembly. NCBI's taxonomy places the organism in Eukaryota, Metazoa, Chordata, Amphibia, Anura, Ranidae.